Messenger RNA from Symbiodinium sp. CCMP2456, 1974 nucleotides. The record is from the annotation of a GenBank genome assembly. Lineage: Eukaryota; Dinophyceae; Suessiales; Symbiodiniaceae.
AUGGAACAACGUGAAGGAGGAGAAGAUGCGCAAGUCGAAAUGCAGAUUGAUCCUGUGGACUCCCCGACUGAGGCGGCUGAGAUCUCUGACGGUGACAAAGAGGAUGGAGAAGGUGUCAAACAAGAACAGCAUCGCAAACGAGGCAGGGAAAGGGCGGCUGCUCAAGUUGCAGUUCCUAAUGAUGACGAAGAGUUGGACAGCCCCUCCAAGCGCCCACAACAUGGAGAUGCUCCGCUUUCUGGUAAUGAACUGCGUGCCCUUCUUCUUGGUCACGUGAAUGAGAUGAAAGAUGCGUGGAACACCUUCCAUGGUCGACUUGAACAAGUUGAGUCCAAGCAAGGAGCUCAGUCCGUGGACCUUGGUCUGCUGAAAACACGUACCGCUGUUCUGGAAAAGGACGCCGCCACACAUCGCCACCUACAAGAACAGACCUCGAAGAACCUGGACGAGCUGACGGAGGAGGUCAAAAGCAUGAAAGUGCAGUUGGAUUCCCUCCAAGCCCCUGCUGCUUCCCACAAACAUCCAGCCGCUCCUGGUCCUCCUCUGCCUGCUGGUGGUGAUCCUUGGGGUGACUAUCUCCGUCAGCGUCGGGCUGCGGGAGGGUCGAAUGAUGAUGGCAAAGGUGUGAUGGCUCCCGGGGAGACUCUACAAGAGGAGAUCUGUUUCACUCCGGAGAAAGCAUGGGCUGAGAAUUCAUUCUUUGUUGAGGACGGUGGGGAUGGUUGCGGCAAGGAGAUCUGCUGGCAUCUUGAUGGUGAGGAAAAUCCGAACCUGCAGAUCACGCAGGGCUCCUCCAACCUACGGAUGAAGAGAGACAAGGGCGCCAAAUUGACCUCCUUCUGUCCCGGCAUCUACAUGUUCAGACGGGUCGGGGACGUGCCAGAUUCUGGAACAACGAUUCCCGUGCUAGAUGGGUCAGGGGAGAGAUUCCUGAUGGUGUCAUCGUUGAAACGAAGGAUGCUAUUGGCGCCGCCAGACUUUCCAAACAUAGAGCCGACUGGAAGCGAGUUCACCGUCCGCGAACAUCUUGCGUCGAAAAUGACUGAUGAAGCCAUCGUGGACUGGGAUGAACGUCUUCAGGAAAUGGUUGAUGCGGUUGACAUCCGGGGUGAGUUCGUUGAGUUCUCCUUGCUUGACGUUCGCUUGGCUGCCGAACUGCUGUUUUACCAGGACGACAUCUUUGUGAUUGACAAGCAACUUGGCUCACUCGCGCGGCGGAUACGAGCUGUCGGACGUGGACUUGAACGAGCAGGACUCCUACUUGCGGCUAAGAAGACCAAAAUCAUCGCCAGCCCUGCUUUCUCUGGGGCUCGUCGGGUUCGUCUUGGUUCGGAUGAAUUCUGCAUUGCACCGUCCUCGGAAUCCAUCAAGGUCCUGGGGGUGAACUUCUCUUUGUUUGAAAAACCCAACCAACAGGCUCUUGAACUUCUUGCACGCACGCGCGCAGCGGCUGGAAUGCACAGGGACAUCUUGGGGGCCAAAGGCUCGUGGACGAACAAGAUGAAGAUGCUUCGAUGCCUUGUGGAAUCGCGAUUUACUUGGUGCGCUGGCGCUCUCCAUUGGGGCAACGAAGAACUACAGGCGGCUAACACUCUGCAACUGCACAUUCUUCGCUCGGCCUUCCAACUCAGACGCCUCUCUGGAGAGUCAUGGCUGGACUGGAAUACUCGCAGCAUGCGCUUCGUCAGGGUGUGGCUUCACAAUGGUGGUUGGCUUAGAUGGUCUGAUCGCAUACUUAAAUUGAGCUCCAAUUCAACCUUCAUGGGCAUUGGAGUCGCCGUUCGGAAAUACAGCCAAGCACUGGAUUUGCCUCACCUUGUCUGCCGAUGCGGGCUGUUGUGUGGAGGUGCACUGCAUGGUGGCGUGAACAACAAGCUCUCAAAGUCUCUGGACUUCGCCAUCCUGGUCACUUCUUUGCAAGUAACACUGAACGCCAGCUCAGUGAAGCUUUGGGCAAUCACUGGCCAGUCUUAG